This is a messenger RNA of Lagenorhynchus albirostris (white-beaked dolphin), 1302 nucleotides long. RefSeq names its product insulin like growth factor 2 (gene IGF2). Bases 526 to 1080 code for a protein of 184 amino acids. The record is from RefSeq and is a predicted model, not a curated record. The transcript has 4 exons. Gene Ontology annotation, molecular function: growth factor activity; hormone activity. Lineage: Eukaryota; Metazoa; Chordata; Mammalia; Artiodactyla; Delphinidae. Gene Ontology annotation, cellular component: extracellular region.
CCGCCCCCCCCCCAGCUCCUUGCCUCCAACUCCCUCCCCUUCCACGCCCGCCCUCUCGCCUUCGCCGUCCCAAAGUGGAUUAAUUAUACGCUUUCUGUUUCUCUCCUCGCUGUUCUCUCCCGCUGUGCGCCUGCCCGUCUCUCACUGUCCUCUCUCUCUCUCUCUCUCGCCCUCUCUUCGGCCCCCCCCUUUUCACGUUCACUCUGUCUCUCUCACUAUCUCUGCCCCUCUCUAUCCUUGAUACAACAGCUGACCUCAUUUCCCGAUACCCUUUCCCCCCCUAAAAGUACAACAUCUGGCCCGCCCCAGCCCGCAGACAGCCCGUCCUCCCCAAACAAUCAGACGAGUUUCCCACCCCCCCAAAAAAGCCAUCCCCCCGUUCUGCCCCGUCGCACAUUCGGCCCCCGCGACUCGGCCAGAGCGGCGCUGGCAGAGGAGUGCCCGGCAGGAGGGCCAACGCCCGCUGUUCGGUUUGCAAUACGCAGCAGGGAGGUGGGCGGCCCCUGCGCCGGCUUCCAGACACCAAUGGGGAUCCGAGUGGGAAAGUCGAUGCUGGGGCUGCUCGCCUUCUUGGCCUUCGCCUCGUGCUGCUAUGCUGCUUACCGCCCCAGUGAGACUCUGUGCGGCGGGGAGCUGGUGGACACCCUCCAGUUUGUCUGCGGGGACCGCGGCUUCUACUUCAGACUUCCAGGCAGGCCGGCAAGCCGCGUGAACCGCCGCAGCCGUGGCAUCGUGGAAGAGUGCUGCUUCCGCAGCUGCGACCUGGCCCUGCUGGAGACCUACUGCGCCACCCCCGCCAAGUCCGAGAGGGACGUGUCGACCCCUCCGACCGUGCUUCCGGACAACUUCCCCAGAUACCCCGUGGGCAAAUUCUUCCAAUAUGACACCUGGAAGCAGUCCGCCCAACGCCUGCGCAGGGGCCUGCCCGCCCUCCUGCGAGCCCGCCGGGGUCGCACGCUCGCCAAGGAGCUGGAGGUGUUCAGAGAGGCCAAGCGUCACCGCCCCCUGAUCGCCCUGCCCACCCAGGACCCCGCCGCCCACGGGGGCGCCUCUCUUGAGGCGUCCGGCCAUCGCAAGUGAGCCAAAUUGUCGUAAUUCUGCAAAGCGGCACCACCCACUCGUGACCUCCUCUUGACCGGACCUUUCCAUCAGGUCCCACCGCUGAAACCUCUGUACCGUCCUGUCUGCGGGCUCCCCCGACCUGGCCCCCGUGCCCCAACCUCCCCACGUCAGGCUGCUCUCUCCUCGGCCCCCUCCAUCGGGCUAAGGGAAUCACAACAAAAUCUUUAAAAAUGUACAAAA